This is a messenger RNA of Echinops telfairi (small Madagascar hedgehog), 2559 nucleotides long. RefSeq names its product sterile alpha motif domain containing 11 (gene SAMD11). Lineage: Eukaryota; Metazoa; Chordata; Mammalia; Afrosoricida; Tenrecidae. The coding region runs from base 139 to 2097 and encodes 652 amino acids. Gene Ontology annotation, biological process: positive regulation of transcription by RNA polymerase II. Gene Ontology annotation, molecular function: protein binding; DNA-binding transcription activator activity, RNA polymerase II-specific; RNA polymerase II cis-regulatory region sequence-specific DNA binding. The transcript is spliced from 14 exons. The record is from RefSeq and is a predicted model, not a curated record.
CAGGGCAGCAAGGGCCCGUCCAUCCGCCACCGCGGCGAGUGGCUCACGCCCAACGAGUUCCAGUUCGUCAGCGGCCGCGAGACCGCCAAGGACUGGAAACGCAGCAUCCGCCACAAAGGGAAAAGUCUGAAGACGCUCAUGUCCAAGGGCAUCCUGCAGGUGCACCCUCCCAUCUGCGACUGCCCAGGCUGCCGAAUCUCCUCCCCCGUGAACCGGGGGCGGCUGGCAGAUAAGAGGACCAUCGCCCUGCCUCCUGCUCGGGUCCUGAAGAAGGAGCCAGCCCCCGGCUUCCUGGUGAGAGAUGGCACCUGUGACGGGAGCGGCCCGGCCUGCAGGCGGCGGCCAGCUCUGAAGCGCGAGGACGACGUUCGAGUCAGUAUCAUGAAGAGAAGGGUCCACACUCACUGGGACGUGAACAUCUCCUUCCGAGAGACAUCCUGCAGCCAGGACAGUGACCUCUCCACCCUCAUAUCCAGUGUGCACCGCAGCCGCCACCUCGUGAUGCCGGAGCCCCAGAGCCGCUGCGAAUUCCAGAGAGGUGGUGCAGAGCUGGGUCUGGGAGCUGCAGGUGACCGGUUGGGCAAGAGACUGAGCUCCUCCCCCCACAUCAGUAUUGACUGCCCUUCGGAGAAGAAGGCCCGAAGCCAGUCCCCUGCAGGGCCUCUGCUGUUGCCAGAGCUUGGGCCGGGCAUGGCCCCCGAGGAGCAUUACCGCCGCCUUGUGUCUGCGCUCAGUGAGGCAGGCACCUUUGAGGAUCCCCAGCGUCUCUACCACCUCGGCUUGCCCGGCCAUGAUCUCUUGAGGGUCCGGCAAGAGGUAGCAGCUACAGCUGUGAGGAACCCCAGCAGCCUGGAAGUCCACUUGCCCUCGUCCACGACAGGUCCGCGUCGGAAGCAAGGCCUGGCCCAGCACCGGGAGGGCAUCGCCCCAACCGUUACCCCGUCCUUCCCUGAGAGGGAGCUGUCGCAGCCGCCCCCCUUGCUGUCGCCGCAGAAUGCCCCGCACAUCGCCCUGGGCCCCCACCUCAGGCCUCCCUUCUUGGGGGUGCCCUCUGCUCUGUGCCAGACCCCAGGGUACGGCUUCCUGCCUCCGGCGCAGGCGGAGAUGUUCGCCCGGCAGCAGGAGUUGCUGCGGAAGCAGAACCUGGCCCGGCUGGAGAUGUCGGCUGAGCUGCUGCGGCAGAAGGAGCUGGAGAGCGCGCCCCGCCCGCAGCUGCUGGCGCCCGAGCCCGCCCCGCGACCGCCCGACGGCGCCGAAGAGCUGCAGCGGCGCGGGGCCAUGCUGGUGCUGAGACACAGUUCGGCGCCGCUGCUGGCGCUGCCCCCGCAGGGCCCUCCCACCCCUCCCCGGGAGCCUAUUCGCCGCCGCACCGCCCGCAAAGGGGAAGCAGGCCCCGCUCCAGCCCGGCCCAGUGAAUCCAAGGAGACCACACCGGCCGGGCUCUGGGCCCAGGAUGGCUCUGAAGACGAGCCCCCCAAGGAUUCCGAUGGAGAGGAAACGGAGACAGUGGCUUUGGGGAGCCGGGGCCCCACCCCAGGCCAAGCCCCAGCCGGAGGGACCGCUGCUGAGGGGCAGGGAAUGCCCCCUGCAUUGCCCCUGGGCCUCCCCUACACUGUCAGCCCCUACUUUCACACAGGCGCUUCCGGGGGACUCUUCACAGACAGGGAGGAGGCCUCGGCCCCUGAAGAUGUCAGCAAGUGGACCGUGGAUGAUGUGUGCAGCUUUGUGGGGGGCCUGUCUGGCUGUGGGGAGUAUGCACGGGUCUUCAGAGAGCAGGGGAUCGACGGGGAGACUCUGCCCCUGCUGACCGAGGAUCACCUUCUGACCACCAUGGGGCUUAAGUUGGGGCCCGCACUUAAGAUCCGAGCACAGGUGGCCAGGCGCCUGGGUCGAGUCUUCUACAUGGCCAGCUUCCCUGUGGCCCUGCCACUGCAGCCACCACCCCUGCGUACCCCUGACCGAGAGCUCACCGCUGGGGAGCAGUCCCCGUCUCCAGAAACAACCAGCUCCCCCUUUGGCCGAACUUCACCUCAGCAGGAGGAUGGAACCUCCACCCAGCUCCCAGGGGCUGCAGACCCCGCCCAGCCUCUGUGCUGAGCCUGAAAACCCCCACCCCCAUGAGAAACUCUUGCAACCCCCCUGCUCCUGGCUCAUUUCUCCUUUUGGAUUUGGAUGCAAAGUACCAGACGUGGUAACAGUGAGAGAAAACGUGACUUAGUAAAGGAACAAGACCCAGAGAGGGACUGGGGGGGUGUUAUUGAGUCCAGAGGCCUGCUUGUGCCUCGGACCCCAGGGACGGGGUCCCUGCACCCAGACAGCAACAGACAAACCAAAGACAGGGGGUGCCAUGGAUCACUGCUCCCCUGGAACUGGACCUGCUGGGGGACCUUGUUCAACCUGCCACCAGAAUCAGGGCGGUCCUUUCUUCGUUGGGGGGACUGCAGGGCCAGCUCAGCGGUGUGGCGGUGUGUCCCUGUCGCCGGGCCAUUGUCCUGGGGUCGGCCCAGCUUUUGGUACAUUUGGUCUUUAAUGUUGUAAAAAUAAAGUCCUGUCACAGUC